Molecule: messenger RNA, 4322 nt
Organism: Pristis pectinata (smalltooth sawfish)
Lineage: Eukaryota; Metazoa; Chordata; Chondrichthyes; Rhinopristiformes; Pristidae
Gene: nop14
Product: NOP14 nucleolar protein homolog (yeast)
Exons: 19
Coding region: 98-2701 (867 amino acids)
Biological process (GO): maturation of SSU-rRNA
Cellular component (GO): small-subunit processome; Noc4p-Nop14p complex; nucleolus
Source: RefSeq, a predicted model, not a curated record
CCCCCGGGGAGUGAGGGAGCGCGGAGCCCCCCUAGUGAGGGAGCGCGAAGCCCCCCAGGGAAUGAGGGAGCGCGUUGGGCACGACGGACCGUAAAAGAUGGGGAAAGUUCAGAAGAAAACUACUUCUGACAAAAUACGGAAGAACAAGUCCACACGAGAUAUCAAGACCAAUCCGUUUGAGGUGAAAGUAAACAAGCAGAAGUUCGAUAUCCUUGGCCGAAAGACAAAGCAUGACCGCGGUCUGCCUGGAGUAUCUCGAUCCAAAUCCAUUAAAAAACGUAGCGAGACGUUGCUGAAAGAGUACCAGAGCCAGGGGAAGACCAAUACAUUUAUUGACAAGAGGUUCGGUGAAUAUGAUACAGAGAUAACCGAAGAUGAGAAGAUGGCAAAGAGAUUCUCCCUGGAGCGGCAGCGCCUCCACGCAAAGAAGAGCAUCUACAACCUGAACGAGGACGAAGAGCUCACCCAUUAUGGGCAGUCCUUGGCAGACAUUGAGAACUUCAAUGACCGGCCAGACAGUGACAGUGACACGGAAGAAAAGGGCAAGCUGUCUGCGGAGUUCACAGCUGCUGCACACUUUGGAGGUGGUGGGUUGUUGCAGAAGAAAGCAUCUUCUAAGACUGGUGAAGAGGAGCAGAAGCCCAAAUCACGGAGAGAAUUCAUUGAAGAACUUAUUGUUAAAUCCAAAAAGGAGAAGCAUGAGCGGCAGGUGCAGCGGGACAAGGCCCAGGAGCUCACCGAGAAACUGGACAAGGACUGGAAGGAAAUCCAUUCCCUGUUGGCUCAUCAAGGUCCCAAAACUGAGCCGGUGGAGGAAAAGCCCAAGGCUGGAGAUUAUGAUAUAAUUGUGCGAGAGUUGUUCUUCGAUGCGAAAGCACCACCUUCUGACCGACUAAAGACCAAGGAAGAACUGGCUAAAGAGGAACAAGAACGUCUGCAGAAACUUGAGAUGGAGCGAUUGCGUCGGAUGCGUGGAGACUUUGAAGAUGAAAUUAGUAAGAGACCGAAACACAUGUCUGCAGAUGACUUGAAUGAUGGCUUUAUCCUAGACAAGGUUGAUAAGCCUUGUCUUGUUUACAAGGAUGGGAAGUUAGAGCAGCUCGAGGAGGAACAAGAGGAGCAGGGUGAUGAAAAUGAACAGGAAAACGGAGAGGAUGUAGACAGUGAUGAGGAUGAAGAUGAGGAAGAGAACCAAAGUGAAGAGAGUGACGAAGAUGAUCAUUCUGACCUCGGGGAUGACGACCUAUUAGAACUGGACUCUGAGUCUGAAAGUGAACAGGGUGAGGGUGCAGGAGAGAAGGGAGCUGCCAAAUCCACCCCAACGAAAGACAAAACACCAAGUAAAGAGGCAAGGAAAGCCAUGAUGGAAGCAGCCAAGACAGAACUCCCUUUCACUUUUUCUGUCCCCAAAUCGUACGAAGAUCUGAAGUCACUGCUAGCAGGGCAGGAAGCAGAGAAACAGUGCCUGAUAGUGGAGCGCAUUCAGAAAAGCAACCACCCAAGUCUUGCGGCAGAAAACAAACCCAAGUUAGAGAAUUUCUUUGGUUUCCUCUGGGCUUAUGUUGGGGAACUGGCAACCAGGCAACCAGCUGAGUUGAAAAUAAUUGACAGGAUGGUGCCCCACUUGUACGAUCUCUCCCAGAUGUUCCCUGAAGUUGCAUGCAGUUUAGCUCAGUCUACCCUGAGGCAAAGUAUGCAGGAACUGGAGGACCAGCUGCAGACUAAAGGUCGGGCUCAUUUUCCUAAAUUGGACAAGCUGCUUUACGUAAAAAUUACGGGGGAUCUCUUCCCUACCUCUGACUUCCGGCAUGCUGUGGUGACUCCUGCGCUGGUGCAUUUGAGUCAAAUGGUCACUAAGUGCUCAGUCACCUCGCUGCGGGAAGUGGCCGCUGGACUAUUUGUGUGUUGCCUCUUCCUGGACUUCGUUUCCUUCUCGAAGAGAUUUAUUCCCGAGGUCAUCAGCUUCCUGCUGGGAAUUCUUCACCUGGCUGUCCCAAGUAAAGACAACCUGGGGUACACAGUGGUUCCACCUUUCAAAGCAGUUGGAAAAUCCUCCGACCUGUUGAUGCUGAAGGAUAAAAAGGCUGCAGAAUCCUGGGAAAUGAAGCCUUUAUCCAUGAGCUGGAUGCACGGGGUGAAACAGCGCACUUUAAGUGAAUUGCAAACAGCGCACUUUAAGUUCACCUGUGUGGCAAUGUGUUUCAACCUGUGCAAGAGGUGCUGCUCGUUAUACAGGGCACUACCGGCUUUUCAGGAAAUAAUUCAUCCCCUGGAAGUGCUUCUCGCCUCUCACCUGCCUAUGAACGGUUACCCACCACAGCUCCAGGAAUUGUAUCACGAGGUCCUAAAGGAAAUAAGAGACAGGCCGUCGUGUUAUCGGCCACUCACAUUUGAAAAGAAGAAGCCCGUUCCCUUAAGAUUCUUCACACCCAAAAUAGUUGAAGUCACGGACUACGGGAGAAAGCGCGGGAGCACCCAGCAAGAGAGAGAGCGGAUGAGACUCAUCCAUAAGCACAAGCGGGAAUUUAAAGGAGCCAUCCGGGAAAUCCGCAAGGACGCACAGUUUCUGGCCAGACACAAGCUUUCAGAUAUCAUGCAAAGGGAUUCGGAAAGGAAGAGGAAGGUCAAGAUGCUGAUGGGCAGUCUGGCCACUCAGGAGGGUGAGUGGAAAGCCAUGAAGAGGGCAAAGAGGAAAAUCUGAAAACAUCCUGUCUGGGGGUCCUCUGCUCCUGGACGAGCGGCCCAGAACAGACAUUAAACCUUCCCACCACAGCUUGAAUUUAUUUAAUGGAGCAAAAUGUCCCAAAGUACUUUGCAGGAGUGUUUUACCAUGUGAGUUGAAUAAUGCAAAGUUACUAAGUAAAUCUUCUGUCAUCCAGCUCCAACUGUUGCCCUUAUAAGGAGAUUGUGUGCAUCAACACAUUUUAAUUGCUCUCUGGUUAACGUCAGCGGGGGGGUGAUUGAAUGUUGAACAGUGAUUCUCCAGACUGCUGUCCUGCCACUCAUCGCAAACACCUCAGUCUCUGCUGCAAGUUCGGUGACAGCUGAACAGCUGUCUCCCUUCACUGAUGGGAAGCCUUGGUUUUAGAAGUUGUACCAAUGCUGAGAACCAGAAAUAAAGACCAAUAGGGUAUAAAUUGCACAGCAGAUCAGGGGGAGCUCGGAACAGUUCAGUGUUGAGCUGGGUUUAUCCUUUUCAGAUGUGCUGUGCCUAUUGUCCAUCUCCACCAGAUACAGUUUUGUUUCACAAGCUGGUCCAAGCUGUCACUUGGGAUUCAUCACCAUUGCUUUUUUUUGAUCAUUGUCUGACCCAUCUCAUUAAGAUAACCUAUGGUAGAUAUUUAACCGGACUCGGGAGCACUGUGAAACUUGCUGCAGGAUAUGUGCUGUCCUUUCUGCAGCUCUGCCGUUUAGUAGAGAAUGUAACAGCAAAGAACCAGUAAUGUUUGGAAUACAUUGGGAUAUAGGAUGCAUUUAUUGUUUGCUUUUAUGCCAGCUAUUGCAGAUAAUCUGGAGUGAAUCUGGGGUCCAAUGAAAACAUAAGAAAUAGAACUAGGAGUGAGUCAUAUAACCCCUUAAGAUUGCUCUGCUAUUGGUACGAAAGCAGCUGAAUCUCUGUAUCAUCCACUUUUCGGCCUAAUCCCAUUAUCCUUCGCUUCCCUUGAUGCCCAAAAAUCCGUCGGUCCCAGUCCUGAACGCAUUCAGUGAUUGAGCAUCCAUGGCCCUCUGCGUUGCAGAAUUCCGAAGAAUUGCACCUUCCUGAAUAAAGUUCCUCACAUCCAGAUAGUUGACAUGUUACCUUUAAGCUGGAUGCAUGAUUCUACAUUCUCUACACGCAGUUCUAGAUUCGCCAGCCUGAGGAACCCAUCUCUUGACAUCCAGAGUGACAAUUCCCCUCAGAACCUCCGCAUCUCAAUAAGAUCCCCUCUCAUUCUUCUAAACUCCAGUGACUCUACAUCAAUCUUACUCAUUCCUUAAAGUACAGCCCAAAUCAUCGGAGGAUGCAUGUGCUACACUAAUUCCAGGGCAAACGUAUUCUUGCUUGGGUUUAGAGACUCAAGCUCUGCAUUUGUUGUUCAACAAAUCGGAGUGUAAUUGAGCCUGUGAGAAACUCUGAAACAAGGCACCCAUUUCCUACUGAACAUCAUGGUUGAUGACCAGGUUGAGGCAGCUGCGCCACUGACCACUUCCUCCAAUAAUUAUUGUUAUUAAUAAUUGUUGAAGUCAACUCUUACAGUGAUUACACUGUGUGACAUAGAACUUAAGCAGCAAGUUUUAUCACUUAUUUUUGUAGGAAUAUAUUAAUAAAUGUGGAGAUGACU